This is a messenger RNA of Malania oleifera, 3177 nucleotides long. Its product is annotated as receptor protein-tyrosine kinase CEPR1. The record is from RefSeq and is a predicted model, not a curated record. The transcript is spliced from 2 exons. Bases 48 to 2939 code for a protein of 963 amino acids. Lineage: Eukaryota; Viridiplantae; Streptophyta; Magnoliopsida; Santalales; Ximeniaceae. Gene Ontology annotation, molecular function: protein binding; protein kinase activity; ATP binding. Gene Ontology annotation, biological process: protein phosphorylation.
ACCAAUGUAAUAAACUACUCUCUCUCUCGGUCUCUCUCUGCCUUUCCAUGUCCAUCUCUCUCUCUCUCUCUCCAAUGGCCCUUAAGUUUAAAUUCUUCCUUUUUGUAUUAUGUCUCUCUCUGUGCUUCAACUCUUUUCAAGCUGCAACCACUACGAACCAGUCUCAGUUCUUCACUCUUAUGAAAAAGUCCCUCACAGGGAAGCCCAUGUCUAACUGGGAUGCUACAGGCGAGGAAGGUUACUGCAAUUACACUGGAAUUAGCUGCAACAUCCAAGGGUAUGUGACAAUGAUCGAUAUCUCUCACUGGUCCCUCUCUGGCCAGUUUCCUGCAGAUGUAUGCUCUUACCUACCAAAAUUGCAAGUCCUCCGUCUCAGCCACAACCAUAUCCAUGGGGACUUCCCCAACACCAUCGUCAACUGCUCUUUCUUGGAAGAACUUGACAUGAGUUAUAACCAUCUCACUGGAAAGCUUCCUGACUUCUCACCUAUGAUGCCACUCCGGGUGUUUGACAUGUCCGACAACUUCUUUACGGGUGAGUUCCCUGUGUCAGUAGGUAACCUCACCAAUCUCGAGGAACUGUACUGCAAUGAAAAUGAAGGUUUCAACGCAUGGAAACUGCCAGAUAGUAUGUUUCCCAAGUUGACAAAACUCAAAGCUAUGAUAUUGACAACAUGUAAAUUGAGUGGUAGGAUACCACCAUCGAUAGGGAACAUGACAUCCCUCACUAAUCUCCAACUGAGUGGGAAUUACCUCCCGGGUCAAAUUCCCAAGGAGAUUGGAUUGCUCAAGAACUUGAAGAUGCUUGAGCUUUACUACAACCGACUGGCUGGUGGAAUACCAGAGGAGCUCGGCAAUUUGACAGAGCUCACUGAUUUGGAUGUGUCAGUUAACCAUCUGAUUGGCAGGAUGCCAGAAUCUAUAUGCCGACUUCCCAAACUCCGAGUUCUGCAACUCUACAACAACUCCCUGACAGGAGAAAUACCAGCUGUACUUGGAAACUCAACGUCCUUAGCUCUGUUAUCACUUUAUGGCAAUAAUCUGGCAGGGGAAAUUCCACAAAAUUUUGGAGAGUCAUCACCUUUGGUUGCUUUUGACUUUUCAGAAAACCGCCUAUCGGGGCCACUGCCGGAAAAGGUUUGCCAGGGAGGUAAACUGCAGUAUUUUCUUGCCCUGGAAAAUAUUAUUUCUGGAGAGAUACCUGAGAAUUAUGCAAAAUGUGAGUCACUUAUACGGUUUCGAGUUAGCUAUAACCGUUUAAACGGCUCAAUACCUGAAGGAGUUUUUGGUCUUCCCCAUGUUUCAAUCAUUGAUUUGGGUUUCAAUCAUUUGAGUGGUCCAAUUGCAAAAACAAUAGGAAAUGCUAGAAACUUGUCAGAACUAUUCAUUCAGAGUAACAAGAUUUCAAGUGUUUUGCCACCUGAAAUCUCUCGAGCAAGUAAUCUAGUGAAGAUUGAUCUCAGUAAUAAUCUCCUGUCUGGUCCAGUGCCUUCUGAGAUAGGAAACCUAAAGAAACUGAACCUAUUGCUGUUGCAAGGAAACAGGUUAAAUUCUUCAAUCCCCGAGUCAUUUUCUUUGUUAAAAUCUCUCAAUGUUCUUGAUCUUUCUAACAACCUGUUGACGGGGAAUAUCCCAGAAGGUCUCUGUACAUUGCUACCCAAUUCUAUCAAUUUCUCAAAUAAUCUGCUUUAUGGCCCAAUUCCUCCCUCAUUGGUAAAGGAAGGGUUGAUAGAAAGCUUUGCAGGCAACCCGGGUCUCUGUGUUCCAGCAAAUCUUAAUUCACUGAAUCACAAUCUUCCCAUAUGUUCACAUACUGACAACCAAGGGAGGCUAAACUCUAUCUGGGUGAUCGGGUUUUCAGUAAUGAUUGUUGUGGUUGGAAUUUUUUUCCUAAAACGUUGGUUUAGUAAAAAAAGAGCUCUGUUGGAAAAUGAGGAGACCUUAUCCUCAUCAUUAUUCGCUUUUGAUGUAAAAAGCUUUCAUCGAUUAAGUUUCGAUGAACGUGAGGUCAUAGAAGCUAUGGUUGACAAGAAUGUGGUGGGGCGUGGAGGAUCUGGAACAGUGUAUAAAAUUGAGUUGAGCAACAGGGAAGUUGUUGCUGUUAAGAAGUUGUGGAGUCGAAAAAUGAAAGAUUCAACUCCCGAGGAUGAAUUGAUUUUAGACAAAGGAUUGAAAACCGAGGUUGAGACACUGGGAAGUAUAAGGCACAAGAACAUUGUCAAGUUGUACAGCUACUUCUCGAGUUUGGAUUGCAGUUUGUUGGUUUAUGAAUACAUGCCAAAUGGAAACCUUUGGGAUGCCCUUCACGGAGGAUGGGUUCUUUUGGACUGGCCCACCCGUCAUCAGAUCGCGCUCGGGAUAGCACAGGGUUUGGCUUACCUACACCAUGAUUUGCUGCCACCCAUCAUUCAUAGGGACAUCAAGUCAACCAAUAUUCUACUAGAUGCCAAUUACCAGCCCAAGGUUGCAGAUUUUGGCAUAGCUAAGGUCUUGCAAGCCAAAGGGGGGAAGGACUCCACCACUACUGCCAUUGCAGGAACUUACGGUUACCUGGCCCCUGAAUAUGCGUAUUCGGCCAAGGCAACAACCAAGUGUGAUGUGUAUAGCUUUGGGGUGGUAUUAAUGGAACUAAUAACUGGGAAGAAACCAGUGGAGACAGAAUUUGGAGAUAGCAAGAACAUUAUAUAUUGGAUUUCAAUCAAUGUGGAAACCAAGGAAGGAGUUGUGGAGGUUCUAGACAAACGACUAUCAGGGUCAUUCAGGGAUGGGAUGAUUCAGGUGCUUCGCAUUGCAAUGCACUGUACCUGUAGGACCCCAGCCCUUCGCCCAACAAUGAAUGAGGUCGUUCAACUGCUGAUAGAGGCAGACCCAUGCAAAAUGGAUUCUUACAAGUCAUCCAACAAGAACAAAGAAAAACCAAAUGCUCUUAAUACUACAUGAGGAAUUUGAUGGGGCUUGUUGUGGAAGUGAUACAGCAUCUACAUAUACAACAGUACUCUCUUAAGCUAUGAGAUACUUGUCAUAAAUAACAACUUAACCAAAUUUGGUUUCCACAGAAACAUAGAAGAUAAGCUCUGUAUGUUAUUUUUCCCCCUUUUUUAUGGCUCUGUAAGAAUUCGAACAACUUUAAUUAUCGCUAUAAGUGCUUUAUGGCAACGCACAGCAUCUAUAUUUCACA